This is a messenger RNA of Archocentrus centrarchus (flier cichlid), 2045 nucleotides long. RefSeq names its product methylcrotonyl-CoA carboxylase subunit 2 (gene mccc2). The coding region runs from base 77 to 1771 and encodes 564 amino acids. Gene Ontology annotation, biological process: L-leucine catabolic process. The record is from RefSeq and is a predicted model, not a curated record. Gene Ontology annotation, molecular function: methylcrotonoyl-CoA carboxylase activity. Gene Ontology annotation, cellular component: methylcrotonoyl-CoA carboxylase complex; mitochondrion. The transcript has 17 exons. Lineage: Eukaryota; Metazoa; Chordata; Actinopteri; Cichliformes; Cichlidae.
AGAAGAUUAUUGCUAGGCUACCUAGCAGGCUAGCAGCAGCUAAAUUUUAUCACGCUUAGAGUCCUGAGCAUUUAACAUGAUUCUGCAGUCUCUCAGACCGUGGCUGUUUCGUUGCAGGAGUCUGCCACUGGCUUGCACAAGACCGUACCACGCAGAUAAAGUAGCUCGACUCGGCUCGCAACCUGAUAAACAGUCAUCUGAAUAUCAGGAGAAUUAUGAACGAAUGAAAGUUCUUGUUGAUGAGCUGAAAAGCCGGACAGAAAAGAUUAAAUUGGGUGGAGGAGAAAAAGCAAGACGACUUCAUACUUCUCGUGGGAAACUGUUGCCUAGAGAGCGCAUAGACAGACUUCUGGAUCCAGGGUCUCCAUUUUUGGAAUUUUCCCAAUUUGCAGGAUAUGAGUUGUAUGGAAAUGAGGAAGUCCCAGCCGGCGGUAUAAUUACUGGAACUGGGCGGGUUUCAGGGGUGGAAUGUAUUAUUGUUGCAAAUGAUGCUACCGUCAAAGGGGGAACAUACUACCCGAUAACAGUGAAGAAGCACCUCCGUGCACAAGAAAUUGCCCAGCAGAACCACUUGCCAUGCAUUUACUUGGUGGAUUCUGGAGGAGCUAAUCUACCCAGACAAGCCGAAGUCUUUCCAGACAGAGAUCACUUCGGGCGCAUUUUCUACAACCAGGCGAGGUUGUCUUCAGAAGGAAUAGCGCAGAUUGCUGUUGUAAUGGGCUCCUGCACUGCUGGAGGAGCGUAUGUACCGGCCAUGGCAGAUGAGAGCAUCAUUGUACGGAAGCAAGGAACUAUUUUUCUUGGAGGACCUCCGCUGGUCAAAGCUGCCACUGGUGAAGAAGUUUCUGCAGAAGAUCUCGGUGGUGCUGAUCUACACUGCAAAAAGUCUGGAGUGACGGACCAUUAUGCUUUAGAUGAUAACCACGCACUCCAUUUAGCAAGAAAGGCAGUGCGAAGCCUUAACUACAGGAAAAACGUCGAGGUUACAGUAGAGCCUCCUGAAAGCCCCCUCUAUCCUGCAGAAGAACUCUAUGGCAUAGUUGGAGAAAACCUGAAGCGCAACUUUGAUGUCAGAGAGGUCAUUGCCAGAAUUGUAGAUGGCAGCAAAUUUGAUGAAUUCAAGGCAUUCUAUGGAGACACACUUGUUACAGGAUUUUCAAGAAUAUUUGGCUACCCUGUUGGAAUUAUCGGCAACAACGGCGUCCUUUUCUCAGAGUCUGCAAAAAAGGGGACGCAUUUCAUUGAAUUAUGCUGCCAACGAAACAUUCCACUUGUUUUCCUCCAAAACAUAACAGGCUUCAUGGUGGGCAGGGAGUAUGAAGCAGGAGGAAUUGCCAAGGAUGGAGCCAAGAUGGUUACUGCAGUUGCCUGUGCCAGCGUGCCCAAGAUUACUGUUAUCAUUGGCGGCUCCUACGGCGCAGGAAACUACGGCAUGUGCGGCAGAGCGUACAGCCCACGUUUCCUCUACAUGUGGCCAAAUUCCCGAAUCUCUGUAAUGGGUGGUGAGCAGGCUGCCACUGUCUUGGCUACCAUUACUAAGGAUCAGAGGGCACGUGAAGGAAAGGAGUUCACAGCAGAACAAGAGGCUGCCAUGAAGGAGCCGAUCGUGCGGCGGUUUGAGGAGGAAGGCAGUCCGUACUACUCCAGUGCUAGGCUGUGGGAUGACGGGAUUAUUGAUCCUGCUGAAACGCGUAUGGUUUUGGGUCUGAGCCUCAGUGCGGCACUCAAUGCACCAACAACGAAGACACGGUUUGGAGUUUUCCGGAUGUAAAGCUCAUUUAGUUUGUACAGAUAUAAAAAUAAGACUUACUACAGAUUUACCGUAUGUACAGUAUUCCUUGUAGUUGACCAGAUUGAGUAAAAAAUAAAUAAAUCUCACAGGAUCACUCCACCUGUGAUACCUGGGGAUGUGACUGGAUGAUGGAACUAAGUUGUGCCUUAACUGCUUUCAUUCAAGUUUAAAUUCAGAGGUUCUCUUAAAGUUGUUUCAUUUGGUGGAUCAAGUUCUGUAAAUGCAAACAAUUAAACAAAUGUGAAAACUUAAA